AUGGCUCCUACCAACAACGCUGAACUCCAGAUGGACAAGGUCUUUCCUGUCAAGGACAAGGUCGCUUUGGUCACCGGUGGUGGUUCAGGAAUUGGUCUUAUGAUUACCCAGACUCUUGCUGUCAACGGAGCAAAGGUGUACAUUGUUGGACGAACAGAGGAGAAACUCGAGAAGGUUGUUGAAGCACAUGGUCAGAACAUUGCGGGUCAGAUUAUCCCCAUUGUCGGAGAUGUCAGCACCAAGGAGGGUGUAUCGAAGAUCAAGAAGGAAAUCGAGUCAAAAGAGAAGUGCGUAUGCAUCCUCGUCAACAACGCCGGUAUUGCGCCAGGCAAGACAGAGGUGAAGGGGAGCUCAGAUGAGCUAGUCGAAAAGCUCUUCGACGGCACAACCGAACAAGAGUGGCUCGACGUCUACCAGACCAACGUCGUUGGUCCCUUCCUCAUGAGCACCGCUUUCCUCCCUCUCCUCCAAAAGUCCACCGAGUCGCACCCAGGCUACUCAGGAACCAUCAUCAAUAUCAGCUCAAUCUCUGGCCACAUCCGCAUCUCACAAGGACACUUUGCCUACAACUCCAGCAAAGGAGCAGCAAUUCACCUAAACAAGAUGCUCGCGUCUGAGAUUGCUAAGAACGGCAUCAAGGUCCGCGUCAACUCCAUCGCUCCUGGUGUCUUCCCUUCAGAGAUGACCACCCAGGAAAGCAGAGACGACAACCAGAAGAGCGAAAUGCCCAAGGACCACAAGGAGGGUCUUCCCGCACAAAGACCUGGAAAGGACCAGGAUAUGGCUGCGGCUAUCCUUUUCGCUGUUGGCUGCCAGUACCUUAACGGCCAGACUAUCACCGUUGAUGGUGGCUACGCAAUCCAGGUCGGCAACUAA
Molecule: messenger RNA, 876 nt
Organism: Alternaria atra
Lineage: Eukaryota; Fungi; Ascomycota; Dothideomycetes; Pleosporales; Pleosporaceae
Exons: 2
Coding region: 1-876 (291 amino acids)
Molecular function (GO): oxidoreductase activity
Source: RefSeq, a predicted model, not a curated record